UUUGUCGGGACCUGGGAGAGAAAAUUAUCCCGCAGGGGCACCGAAGCGGAAUAAACAAGAAAAAGAAGAAACUAAAAAGAAAAGAAGUUACAAACUAUGGAAAUGUACGAGGCUUUGGUUUAGUCUUCUAUUAUGCAGGCGGGGGUGCUUUCAUCGUGAAUUCCUACGAGGAGGUUUUUGUGCGGUACUGUACCCUUCUUCUCUCCCCAUCAUGUUGAGUUUCUUGCGCAGGACGCUGGGGCGACGCUCCAUCCGGAAACAUGCAGAGAAAACCCGGCUACGAGAAGCCCAGCGGGCCACAACGCAUAUCCCUGCUGCUGGAGAUGCAACGUCUAUCAUCACCUGCCGUGUAUCCCUGCUGGAUGGGACAGAUGUCAGUGUUGACUUGCCGAAAAAAGCCAAAGGUGAGGAGCUGUUUGAACAGAUCAUGUACCAUCUGGACAUUGUUGAGAAAGAUUACUUUGGAUUACGCUUCAUGGACUCGGCACAAGUUCCACAUUGGCUUGACGUUACAAAAAGUAUCAAGAAACAAGUGAAAAUUGGCCCACCUUACUGCCUUCACAUGAGAGUUAAGUUCUACUCCUCAGAACCGAACAACCUGCACGAGGAACUCACCAGAUACCUUUUUGUGUUACAGUUAAAACAAGACGUCCUCAGUGGCAAGCUUGAAUGUCCGUUUGACACGGCGGUGGAGUUGGCUGCCUUCUCACUACAGGCUGAGUUGGGUGAUUGUGACCCAUUAGAACAUACUUUGGACCUAGUGUCAGAAUUUCGCUUCAUCCCUGACCAGACAGAAGAGAUGGAGCUGGCUAUAUAUAACAUGUGGAAAGAGUGCAGAGGUCAGACGCCAGCCCAAGCUGAGAUCAACUAUCUGAAUAAAGCCAAGUGGCUUGAAAUGUAUGGGGUGGACAUGCAUAUGGUCAAGGCAAGAGAUGGUAAUGAGUACAGUCUGGGUCUGACACCCACUGGAGUUCUGGUGUUUGAAGGACAAACUAAGAUUGGACUUUUCUUCUGGCCCAAGAUCACUCGUCUGGAUUUCAAGAAGAGCAAACUGACGCUUGUGGUGGUGGAGGAUGAUGAACAGGGUAAAGAGCAGGAGCACACCUUUGUCUUUAGGAUGGACCACCCCAAGGCCUGUAAGCAUCUCUGGAAGUGUGCUGUGGAACACCAUGCUUUCUUUAGGCUGAGAGGACCUGUACAGAAGAACUCUGCACGCUCUGGAUUUAUACGCAUGGGAUCACGCUUUAGAUACAGCGGGAAGACUGAAUACCAGACGACGAAGGCCAGCAAAGCAAGGCGGUCAGCAUCUUUUGAGAGGAGACCUAGCCGACGCUAUUCAAGGAGAACCAUGCACAACAGAGGUCAGCACAACAGAGGACCAUUUCACCCACAAGAGGUUUUUUCCUCAGGCAACGGAGUCAGUUCCAGCAAAGACGACAAGGUUACCCCCAGUAGAAGUGCAUGGUCAGGCGUGCCUUUGGUCAGCCCGGUUGCUGCUUCUGCCUGUGGACCAAUAGAAAUCGAGGCUCUGCCCAGGAGUCCUGGGGGCGAAAAAAGGAGUUUGCCAGUGGUUGCUGACCUAAUGGAGACAUGCGUCGAUGAUGUCCUCAGAGCUCCUGUUGUCCCUGCAGUCACAGCUAUAGAGGAGCCCGGCCAAUCCAAUGCCUAUGCCAGUGCUAGUGUCACUACAGAAGAUCCACUCAGUCUCACUGAAGCAGCAGCUCGUCUGAAGCAGCUGGAGUUGGAGAGCAGUCCGCUUCUUGCUGCUCCAAGAAAUAACAUCAAUGUCAAUAUGGCCAUGAACAACCAGGACGAUAUGGUGAAGCUCACAGAGAAGUGCGGUCUGAACAGUGCAGGCAGUAGUCCAAUUGUCACUCCACUGCGCACCCCAGAGGAUCUGAAGAGUAACAUCCUGAAAGCUCAAGCUGAGGCAGCUGCCCUUAAGGGCUCUUUGGAGGAACACGUCAUAAUGGUUGGAGAUAAAAACUGUAACGUACAUGAGGCUUCUGCAAGGUUGAAGGUGCGUACUGGGCGACUGGGCAGUAACUCAUCUCUUUCUGUUAGCAGCCGCCCUGACGUCCAAGACUCCUGGGACUUGCUGAAGCCAGCCUCCUCCCUGGUCUCAUCUGCAGGAGCCAGUGCUGAGAGGUUAGCUGAAGAUUUAAAAUCAUGUGUUCCCAAGAUGUCCUCUGAGUCUACGAGUGAAGGCCCGGCACUAAAGGUUAAAGCAGAGGAGGCUGACCUGCAAAGUGCUGCCCCGCUUUCUGACAACCUUAUUGACUUCACUGAUCCAUCUCCUGUGCUCCCACCAGCGCAGCCGACCAAACCUGUCAUCACACCUCGCUGGAUCAUUCCUACAACUGCUCCUCCUGGCGUCUUUACUAACGGCCUGCUCGACAUUGACCCCCCAUCUAAGGUCACCCCUCUUCUCCCUUCAGAUGGGGGAGCAGCUCUCACCUCAGCCCUCCCCCACCUCACUCACACACGUAAUGCCAUCUCCAGCAGCACUGUGGGUCAGUUGCCAGCCUCAGAGGAUGGAGCCAAACCCAGAGGUCUCUUGACCACUGAGCUCUGAUGAAGGAACGAGCAGCCACCAUCGUACUCUUCAUCUUCCUGAUUGCUUUCCCACUUCACCCCCCUCACCCACCUACACACAGGCAAGCUGGGUCAGAUGUGCGGGACACUGUGGGGAAGAUAAGAGGAAAAUGCAAAAGCAGAGGCAGCUUGUAACAACCACGACCACAAUCAUAGUUGCACACAUCAAGAAUAUGAAGUUUUUUUUUUUAAAUAAUCACAUAGCAUUGAGCUUAGUCUUUGUAAAAUGGUUUAUACAAACAUUUUAGCUCCAGUAUGAAGAAAACCUUGUUUUUAAUUUCCUGUUUGUGCACCACUGUUAGUAGCCUGCCAUUACCGAAUCCAUCCAGUCACCCAAACCAGUCUUACCAGCACCACCUCCCAGUGGAUGAGAAAUAAUGGCAGAGGACGCUACGUGGCUCCUCUUAAUCACUGACUUCAUGAAGCAUCACCCACUUGCUUAUGGCUUAAAGUGAGACUUGGACACAGGUCUAACCCUCUUCACGAGUUUUAGCACUGGCAGUGAGAACCACUGGAUUUCUGCUACUCUGAGCUUUCCUCUGUACUCAUGUGAAGCUGCUGAAGAACACUGGACGAUGGACUGAGGAAACAUAAGCUUAACCCAGCUUUUUCACAUGAUGAAAUAUCAUGCAGUGCUGUUCUUGUAGCGCACUACAAAGCUUUUUAAACCAGUUAACACCACAUGAUGUGGCCACUGGAUAUGGAAUGUCACUGGAUUACCUUCAAACACUGGAAUUUUAAACUGCCCCCACUUUUUAGAUGAUGAUGAUGAUGAUGAUGAUGAUGAGUUUACCAUUUUAGCUUUUCAGCUGAUUUUAUUUUUUUUCAUAUUACCAUGUUCUUACUCUCUUUUAGCUUUUGAUGUUUUUAAAUAGCCUCUUCACACAAUUUGGAACCAGCAUCAUGAGGAAUCACAGCUUAUAAUUUAAAUUUUAUUUAAAUUUUUAUUGUCAUCUUCUCCUUUCUGCUUAGUCAUCAUUAAAUUUACCUUUUAGCUCCUGUUGCUCUUGAUAAACUGUGAUCAGUGGAUUACAUGGUGGGCAAUAUGUCCGGAUAUAAAUGGAUUUGACUGCUCUUAAAAUGUCGUAGCUAUUAUUUUGCCUUAUAUAAAUGAAUGUAUUCAACAUGUCUGGUCUGAAAGUGCCGGAGAUGCCAGAGUACCUGUACAUCACAUUUACAGCUGGUCGCAGUUGCUGGAAUAGUUUUAGAACUGGAGGAAAACCUGUGAAAUACUUUAAAAGGACAUUUUGUAUGCGAGGCCUACUUCCUACCCCGUGUGAGUUAUCAAGUAUGUUGCUUUGACUCUUGAAUGGUAGAGUUGUAGUUCUCGUGCAUUUUAAAAUCCCAUUGUUGUUUUAAUCAGUAAGCCUGGACACUCAUUCAAGUUAUGGCUGUGUAGUACUUUUCAUUUUGUCUUCAACAAGGGAAGCUGACUGUUUUUAUUAUGUCUUCUUAGCAGUAUUUAUGCCACUACUCAGCGUAAUUGUUCAAAUAUUACACGUCAUGUUGUAGCAUACAGAUCUAACGUUGUGUCAGUGUAAUGGCUUCAGCUGGCUGUUGAUAUGAAGUAGACAUAUAUAUAUUUUUAAGACUACCUUGGCAGUAUAGUUGCGACACUCUGAGGAAACAUCAACCUUGAGGUGUUUUCUAAAUACAGAAGAAGUAGGGGAAGUAUUACUGAUCAGACUGACUGGAAAAAGUGCAGAGAUUGUGAUGUCUCAAAUGCAAUUUUAUAUAAACGUUUAUUUUUUCUGGAAUACCUGAUCAUGAUUCAGUAAAGUUUUGCC
This is a messenger RNA of Archocentrus centrarchus (flier cichlid), 4382 nucleotides long. RefSeq names its product erythrocyte membrane protein band 4.1 like 5 (gene epb41l5). NCBI's taxonomy places the organism in Eukaryota, Metazoa, Chordata, Actinopteri, Cichliformes, Cichlidae. The record is from RefSeq and is a predicted model, not a curated record. Gene Ontology annotation, molecular function: cytoskeletal protein binding. Gene Ontology annotation, cellular component: cytoskeleton. Gene Ontology annotation, biological process: actomyosin structure organization. The transcript has 26 exons. Bases 212 to 2575 code for a protein of 787 amino acids.